Molecule: messenger RNA, 2641 nt
Organism: Juglans regia (Persian walnut)
Lineage: Eukaryota; Viridiplantae; Streptophyta; Magnoliopsida; Fagales; Juglandaceae
Product: delta-1-pyrroline-5-carboxylate synthase-like
Exons: 20
Coding region: 269-2368 (699 amino acids)
Cellular component (GO): cytoplasm
Molecular function (GO): glutamate-5-semialdehyde dehydrogenase (NADP+) activity; ATP binding; glutamate 5-kinase activity
Source: RefSeq, a predicted model, not a curated record
UGUCAUGAGCAUUGAGAGUGCUCUUAAUGUUGUUUUCUCAUUUGGGGGUCAAACCUUGAACCCAAAAAUAAUUUAUGGUAGCGAGAUCAUAUAGGUGCCAGGUUACAAUUUAAAAAAUCAAAUCUUUUCUAGAUGAAAGGAAAAACCCAUUUGCCUUUUAACUUGAUAUGAUAAUGAACCUUCUGACUUUUCCUAUUGGCUGCGAUUGCAUGCGGAACCUCAUACUCCUAUCUCGUGUUCUUUGGGAUAUUUUCUUCUUCUUAGUUUAAUGAUGAUGGUCGGAACAGCAGUGGUUACCCGAGCUGAUGGAAGACUGGCACUAGGAAGACUAGGAGCGCUCUGUGAGCAGCUUAAAGAAUUAAACUCUCGAGGAUAUGAGGUUAUUUUGGUUACUUCAGGCGCAGUUGGAGUUGGACGACAGAGGCUUAGAUACAGAAAAGUUGCCAACAGCAGCUUUGCUGAUCUGCAAAGUCCACAAGAUGAAUUUGGUGGAAAGGCUUGUGCAGCCGUUGGGCAGAGUAGUCUCAUGGCUCUUUAUGAUACCAUGUUCAGCCAGCUUGAUGUGACUUCUUCUCAACUUCUUGUUACUGAUAGUGUUUUUAGGGAUGAAGGUUUUAGAAAGCAACUUUCUGAUACUGUCAACUCAUUAUUGGGUUUGAGGGUUAUUCCUAUUUUCAACGAGAAUGAUGCAGUGAGUACUAAGAAAGCACCAUACCAGGAUUCUUCUGGUAUAUUUUGGGAUAAUGACAGUUUGGCAGGGUUAUUGGCUUCAGAACUAAAAGCUGACCUCCUUGUUAUGUUGAGCGAUGUGGAGGGCCUCUAUAGUUGUCCUCCGAGUGACCCAAAAUCAAAGCUAAUUCAUACAUAUAUAAAAAUGAAACAUCAAGAAGAAAUCACAUUUGGAGACAAGUCCAGGUUGGGAAGGGGAGGUAUGACUGCUAAAGUUGAAGCUGCUGUAUGUGCAGCUGAUGCUGGCAUACCUGUUGUUAUCACAAGUGGUUAUGCCACAGACAACAUAAUAAAAGUACUUCAAGGUGAGCAUCUUGGUACCCUCUUUCAUAAAGACGCACAUUUAUGGACUUUAGCCAGAGAAGUUGGUGCACGUACCAUGGCAGCUGCUGCACGGGAAUGUUCUAGACAGCUUCAGGCCCAACAACCUCAAGCAAGGAGGAAAAUACUGCUGGACAUAGCAGAUGCCCUGGAGGCUAAUGAAAGUAUGAUUCUGGUUGAGAAUGAAGCUGAUGUUUCUGCUGCACAGUUGGCUGGAUAUGAGAAGUCACUAAUAUCUCGUUUGGCCUUGACUCCAAGGAAGAUCUAUAGUCUUGCAAAAUCUGUUCGCAAACUUGCAGAGAUGGAAGAACCCAUUGCUCGUGUUUUAAGCAGAACAGAGCUUGCAGAUGGGCUCAUCUUAGAGAAAACAACAAGUCCUUUGGGUGUCCUCCUGGUUGUUUUUGAGUCUCGACCUGAUGCCCUGGUACAGAUAGCUUCACUUGCAAUUCGAAGUGGGAAUGGUCUACUGCUUAAAGGAGGAAAAGAAGCCAAGCGUUCAAAUGCGGCAUUGCACAAGGUCAUUACUUCAGCAAUCCCAGGUAGUGUAGGUAGCAAACUUAUUGGACUUGUGACUUCCAGAGAGGAGAUUCCUGAUCUGCUGAAGCUUGAUGAUGUGAUAGAUCUUGUGAUCCCUAGAGGCAGUAAUAAGCUUGUUUCUAAAAUCAAGAGUUUGACAAAAAUUCCUGUUCUUGGUCAUGCUGAUGGAGUUUGUCAUAUUUAUGUUGAUAAGUCAGCUAAUAUAGAUAUGGCGAAACACAUUCUUCACGAUGCAAAGCUGGAUUAUCCUGCAGCCUGUAAUGCAAUGGAAACGCUUCUUGUACACAAAGAUUUCCUAAGUGAAGGUGGACUCAAUGAACUUCUCCUUGAACUCCGAUCGGAAGCUGUUACUCUAUAUGGUGGGCCAAGAGCCAGCAAUUUGUUGAAAAUAGCAGAAGCAAGUUCGUUGCAUCAUGAAUACAGCUCAAUGGCUUGCACAAUUGAAAUAGUAGAUGAUGUGUUUGCUGCCAUUGACCACAUCAAUCAACAUGGGAGUGCUCAUACUGAUUGCAUCAUUACUGAAGAUAUUGAAGUUGCUGAAGCUUUCCUGCGCCAAGUUGACAGUGCCGCAGUGUUCCAUAAUGCAAGUACACGAUUCUGUGAUGGAGCACGCUUUGGACUUGGUGCAGAGGUUGGUAUAAGUACGAGCCGGAUUCAUGCUCGAGGUCCUGUCGGAGUAGAAGGACUACUAACAACACGAUGGAUUCUGAGAGGUUGCGGGCAGGUGGUGGAUGGUGAUAAAGGGGUUAGUUACACGCACAAGGUUCUGAAACAAUCCUAGCUUUUCAGCAACGCAUCUGUACAGGACAUUGCAACUUGCAGCUGUUUCCCUUGACAUGCCAUCAUGUCUUACUUUCGGUUUAGCUAUAAUAUCCAAAUGCUCCUGAGAUAUGUAUUAUAAUAUAAGAUAGAAGAACAUAUAUUUUUUCCCAUUUCCAGAUUCCAAUUACUCUGGAAUCAUUCUUGGUGCAAAACUAAUUCAAGUAUCUUUUUUAAAUGAAUGAUUUUCCAUAAUGGGUGGAAAAGGAUAUCGUGAUUAACAGUUUUGGUUGAA